AUGAAAUAUAUUACAGACUGUAUUAAGUAUAAAGGAGAGACCAUCUAUUCCACAUAUGAAUACAGUAAAGAUUCUAGACACGGCUGCAUUCUCUGGAAAAACAAGAAGAUGAAGACCAGCGGAACGUUCUCCAUGCUCAUAAGAGGAAGCAGGCUAAUUGCAGGAAAUUACAAUGAAAUAUGCGUAAUAGACCUAGACACUUCAAGCAGCCUGCAAAGUACAACCUACAAAAAUAAUGCUGUAAAUUACUAUUUUGCAGAGUAUGAUGGUAUUAUCUACUCAACAGGGCUGGGGUGCUAUUCUGAAGUAGAUACUAACACAGGACACACUAUGGAGCAUCCAUACAUUUGUGAUGGCAAAAAAUGCAUUCACGACAUACUUUCUAUAGCAGUAGACAAAAAUCACAUAUACAUAGGAUGCGAUGGUGGGUAUUUAUCGUGCAUCAAUAGGAGCACAUACGAGGUGCAAUACACACGGGCCUUUUCAGCGGGGAUAACAUGGCUAAGCACAUUCUUUGAAGUGCCUGAGGGCAGACAGCAUGUCCUAGAGGUAGGGACAUACACAGGAGAGUACGCCAUGAUUAUGGACGGUGAGACUGUGCUGCAAAAAAACACAAAGUCUAUUAUAUGGAGAAUACAUAAGGUUAAUAUAAAUGGAGACUCUUAUAAUGUGGUUGCGCAGUCAUACGAUGGAAUAGGCAUCUAUACCGGCCAGAUGGACCUGGUUCAAAAUAUUCCUACAAGUGACCUUGUGUAUACUAUAGAUAUAGAUGAAGCAAAAGGGCAGGCAUAUGGGUAUAAUUAUUACACUGGUGAGGUAAUGUCCGUAGACCUGCAUGCUAUAGCCCAAAAUAGAAAGACUAAAUAG
This is a messenger RNA of Nematocida ausubeli, 867 nucleotides long. RefSeq lists its product as uncharacterized. Lineage: Eukaryota; Fungi; Microsporidia. Gene Ontology annotation, molecular function: protein binding. The record is from RefSeq and is a predicted model, not a curated record. The transcript has a single exon. The coding region runs from base 1 to 867 and encodes 288 amino acids.